CUCAUACCGAUAUUAAUUGGUUGCAUAUUUGGUCCAAGAGUUCAAAAAUGGCUGCCUGUUGGAAGCAUGUGCGACUUUGUGCGAGAGACCUUCACAAACUGAAGACUUUUGCACCUCUGAAAACGAACACAUGGAUUGAUACUAAAAGACUGCACACAAGCAUCAGAUCACACAGUUUUCUGUGUCAGUUUCGAAGCAAUUCCAGACAUCAUUUGAACAGGCCUGCUGUUGUUUGUGUUCUUCCGAUAACCCGAGGCAAGAGUACAACAGCAGCAGAAAAUGCUGCUCCUCCAUCUACCACAGGCUACAUCCCAGAACCACCACCACUUCCACAAGCCCCAGAAUUGGUCGACACCUUGAAUGCACUUGGAGAGCCGACCAUACAGAGCCUGGGGCUGGGAGGAUGGACCCCCAGUGGCAUGGUCCAGCAGGGGUUGGACUUCCUCCAUGUGGGCCUCGACUUGCCCUGGUGGGGAGCCAUCAUGAUCGGAACCGUGUGCUUGAGGAUGCUGGUGUUCCCACUGGUGAUCAAGUCGCAGCAGAAUGCAGCACUGAUGCACAACCAUGCACCCGUCAUGACUCGGCUGCAGGUGCGGAUGACAGACGCCCGUGCCAGUGGAGAUGCUAUAGCACUGCAAAGGGCAACUGUGGAAUAUUUGGCCUAUAUGCAAAAGAAUGGAAUCAAGAUGUUCAAAAGCAUGCUCGUCCCAUUUGCUCAGCUCCCUGUGUUUGUGUCUGUGUUUUUUGGGUUACGAGGAAUGGCCAACCUGCCGGUAGAAAGUAUGAAGCUGGGAGGGCUGUACUGGUUCACGGAUCUCACCGUGCCGGAUCCUUUCUAUGCUCUGCCAAUUGUUACAGCUGCAACAUUUUUGUUGAUCGUACAGGUUGGUGUGGAUGGCGUGCGUGCAGAUAUGAUGAGUCCGUUCAUGCGAUACGGAAUGAGAGCCAUGCCCUUCAUCAUGCUGCCCUUCAUCUCCAACUUCCCCGCUGCCCUCCUCACGUACUGGUGCACAACUAACGCCUUCUCGCUUCUACAAGUUCUGUUUCUUAGGAUCCCAGCUGUGCGAACCAAGUUUGGUAUUGAACAGAUGGUCAAGCAUGAAGUGUCAGCAAUGCCAAAGAAGAAAGGAUUUGUUCAAGGAUUCAAAGAGGCUAUGGACAACGCCGGCCGCGCCUCGCAGUUUGAGGAACGACAGAGACUGGAUGCGGUAAGAUUCAAGAAAGCGGGAGAAGGCCCCAUGGUGAAGACCUACAGCUACAACCCCACCAAGAUACAGACCAUUAAACCAUCCAAAAUAUCCAAUGUAAACAAGACAGUCCAAGCAAAGCCUAAGUGAUGGAUGCUUUUUUAGAUUAAUUUGUGAUACUUAUCAACCUGUUAUAAAUGACGAUCAUGUAGUGAAGGUGAUAUCACGAGUCUGUUCAUUACUGUCUGUUUAUGGAUCCCUGGAGUGUGCAAGUGCUUGUGAUGCCCGACCGAUUGUACCAACGACAGAUGGAUACAGUAUCAUGUCUCUCUACAAAGUGGGCCUAUCUUGAUGUAGCACACUGUUCUCACGGACAAGAUACGGAACCUAAUUAAACAAAUUCUAAAUUCUUGGUUCCCGAACAAUGUUUACAUUGACAUGGCACCAGAACAGGAUGAGGGCAGAGUGCAUGAGCAUUACAGCUGUACAGCUGCUGAUGUUAUAGUCUGUACUUUGUCGGCAGUUUGUCACAUCACCACCCUUACCUAUCCACCCAGGUUACAAUAGGUCACCAGAACUCCAUUUAAUAGUCAGCAAAUUUGGAAGAAAUGUUCGGUGACUUAGUUUAUUUGGUGGCCUCCAACUGUGUGGAACAUGACCUAGUUGUUGCAUGUACAACUUUGAAGAUUGUAUAGUUUUUUUUUGACUCAAGUCAAGAAAAGAUAUUUAUGUCCGAAAAUAAUUAUUACUUGGAUUGUGAAUGGUGAGAACCUGGUUCUGGUAUGCAAUGAAUGUAUGCAUGACCAUGUAAGUGUGUGUGGGUGUGAUCGAGAGCGACAUGGAUGAUUGGGUUGUUAGCUGCAUAUUUGUGAUGCAACAUUGUCCAUGGUGGUUAUAUUGUAAAUUUUUGUGGGAUCAUUAUUGCAGUUGUCUGUCAGCAAAGAACAAUUCUUUCAGCACACAAGAUCUUUGGACUUCACUCUCGGCAGUUACAAUCUGAGCUGGGUCCACCUACCAGUAGUACUCCAGCAAUGUUGAUCAGAGGGAUUCUGCCCCUACUGAGUACAUAUAGAGGAAGGCACAUGCAUUUAUUGUUUCAGGAUACGAAAGGGAUAGUUCUGUAACUGAGUGAAUAAAGUGUGAAACUGUC
This is a messenger RNA of Haliotis rufescens (red abalone), 2337 nucleotides long. RefSeq names its product mitochondrial inner membrane protein OXA1L-like. Gene Ontology annotation, cellular component: mitochondrial inner membrane. Gene Ontology annotation, molecular function: membrane insertase activity. The record is from RefSeq and is a predicted model, not a curated record. Gene Ontology annotation, biological process: mitochondrial respiratory chain complex IV assembly; protein insertion into mitochondrial inner membrane from matrix. Bases 48 to 1337 code for a protein of 429 amino acids. The transcript has 9 exons. Lineage: Eukaryota; Metazoa; Mollusca; Gastropoda; Lepetellida; Haliotidae.